AUGAACACCCUCUCGCCAACAUCUCCCAAAGUCAGGCGCAAGGUCUCUUCCCGCAGACCUCGCGCAGUCUCCCAUCUUCCUCCUUACACCCAGGACUCGCAUGAUGCCGCUCUCUACAGCAUCCGCAAUUACCUCAAGGGGCGCACCACCUACGAUUCCUUUCCCGUCAGCUUCAGGCUCAUUGUCCUCGACUCAAAGCUAGAGGUCAGAAAGGCUCUUCAGUGUCUCUUGCUCAAUGGUGUCGUCUCCGCACCUCUCUGGAACAGCGAGAAAUCGUGCUUCGCGGGCAUGUUCACCGUAUCAGACAUCAUCCAUCUCAUCCAAUAUUACUACCAAUUUGCCUCGUACGACGUCGCCGCCUCAGACGUCGAGACCUUCCGAUUGGAGUCGCUGCGCGACAUAGAGAAGAGUCUUGGUGUGGCCACCCCACCACUCCUACACGCGUAUCCCUCUGCCACUCUUUAUGACGCCGCCAGGCUGCUCAUACAGACCCACGCACGUCGAGUACCGCUCCUCGACGAAGACACUGAGACAGGACACGAGGUCAUUGUGUCCAUCCUCACACAGUAUCGUCUCCUCAAGUUCAUCUCGAUCAACUGUGGCAAGGAGAUUCAGCAGCUGCAUCUAGGACUCCGGAAGCUCAAGAUUGGCACCUAUGUUGAAGACCCCUCCGCACUACCUCCCGAUGCACAACGGUUUCAUCCAAUCGCGACGGCAACAUUGUCGACACCCGUCUUCGACGUUGUGCACAUGUUCUCGGCGCGCGGGAUUUCUGCCGUGCCAAUCAUAGACGCGGACGGCAUCGUCGUCAAUCUGUACGAAACAGUGGAUGUCAUCACGCUCGUCCGACUGGGUGCUUACCAGUCCCUGGAUCUCACCAUAUCUGAAGCGCUCAACCAACGCUCACCCGACUUCCCCGGAGUGGUCAUCUGCACCGCGUCCGAUUCCCUCGGCACACUCAUGCAGCUCAUUAAGAGGCGGCGGGUGCACCGACUAGUGGUAGUAGAAGGCGAGGAGGAGGAGCGGAAAGGCGGGAAGAAGGGCCGGCUGCUCGGUAUCAUCACACUGAGUGACGUCCUGCGUCACCGCGCCGUUGACUCGUGCUGCUAUGUUCUCUGCUCAGUCUUCACCAUGGCCGCCGCUAUUCAGGCUAUCCACGUCCGCAGCUACGAAGAACGCUACGAGCCAAAGGCGCACACCGUCUAUCGCAUAGAAAUCCAGGCGUCCGUCCGCUCAUGGCAGAUGUGGAGGCGCUACUCCGAAUUCGUCGAUCUCCACGUCGAGCUCACCAAGUCCACCGGCUCUGUGCCCCCCUGCCAGCUCCCGCCAAAGCGCUCCCUCACCAUGUUCAAGUCUCGCAGCAGCCCCGCGCUGCUCGAAGAGCGCCGCGCGGGCCUCGAGCUCUACCUCCGUGCGAUCCUCAGCGCGAAGGAGGACCGCUGGCGCGAGAGCUUCGCCUUCCGCGACUUCCUCGGCGUGCCCGUCGGUAAACUGCUGCCGCAGGGUGGCGACGCGGGUGCGCCCGCGCAGUUCACCUCGUCCUCCUGGCUCGACGAGCACCAGGACCUGCAGGCGCGCGUGCGCGACGUGCGCGCGGACAUCAACAAGCGCGACGCCCUCGCGGACCGCAGCGACGUCGCCGGCGCGCACCAGGCGAACGUGCAGGCGAAGAAGAAGCUCGCGGGCGCGCUUUCGCGUGUGGGCGUGCUCGAGGACGGGCUGCGCACGCUCGGGCUCUCCGGGAUGAGUGAGGGCGAGCUCCAGCGCCGUACGGAUAUGGUCGCGCGCCUGCGGGACGACUGCGAGAAGCUCGCGAAGAUGGUCACCGUCGCGAGGAUGACCUCCCGCGGGCUUGGCUCGAACGCUGAGCGCAAUCCCGCGUCUCUGUCAGACCGUGCUGCGCUGUUGGAGACGUCGUCAACAUCGUCAUCGGGGUUCGCCCCGCCCGUCACACGAGUAUUCGGGGAGGCUGCGAAGCCGCAGGAAACGCAGGAAACGCGGCCGUUAGAUAAUCAUGGGCUGCUGCAGUUGCAGGAGACACAAAUUUCCCACCAGGACGAGCAGCUAGUGCAGCUAUCGACUGUUCUCCAGCGUCAGAAACAUCUUGGGCUGGCCAUUGGGCACGAGAUUGCGGAGCAGACCGAGAUGCUGGACGAUCUUACGACGGAGGUUGACCGGACAGGGCGGAAACUCACGGGUGCUAAGAAGCAGAUGAACAGGCUGGGUUAG
Messenger RNA from Sparassis crispa, 2229 nucleotides. RefSeq lists its product as hypothetical. The transcript is spliced from 7 exons. Lineage: Eukaryota; Fungi; Basidiomycota; Agaricomycetes; Polyporales; Sparassidaceae. The coding region runs from base 1 to 2229 and encodes 742 amino acids. The record is from RefSeq and is a predicted model, not a curated record. Gene Ontology annotation, molecular function: phosphatidylinositol binding.